CUUUCCACAUGUGUACCAAAUUUUCACAACCUGAUUUCUUUGACAGAAUAAUUAUUCAUAAAAUCCCGAAGUAUUUUGCGUUUCCUACAAUCCUGAGAUCAACCAAAAAUCUUAUCAAAUCUACCCAUCCUUCACAAAGAUAUUUUGCUUGUCCCUUUUGGCCAUCCAUAUUGGUUCACCUCCUCGGUUAAUAACAUGGGUUAGCAGUGUAUGUAUGAAAAAAAAAAUCCACCGGGUUAGACACAACGCCUGUGCUCUUUUGGCCCUUUAGGCCUUCCAGAACCCGGGCUACAGCUCCGUACUCCCUCCUUCCUCGUCUGUCUGUCGCAUUUCAGCCGGAGGAGCCUCGGGGUCGAAGGUUCUGCCCUGCUCGCCUCGACCUCCACCUCCAGCUCCACCUCAGCACGGCUCCCGGAUCUGCGAUUAUUAGCCGAUUACGGCUGCGGCGGACACUUUGGCGGACGGAGCGUCGCGCGUUUCGAGCUCACGUUUUAGGGAGAAAAGGUGGAGAUUUUGGGCGGCGGGCGUUGAGUGAUGCCCGCUGCGUGGCACGUUAACCCUGUUGCCCCCCGCUGACUCGCCCAUGACCCCAGGAAGCGGCGUAAUGGCGCGCCGAGGCUCCUCCCACUCGAAGGUGACCAUCACGGUCGACGAGUACAGCUCGAACCCCACGCAGGCCUUCACACACUACAACAUCAACCAGAGCCGCUUCCAGCCUCCUCACGUGCACAUGGUGGAACCCAUUCCGUACGACGCCCCGAAACCAGCAGGUCACACGCGUUUCGUUUGCGUCUCCGACACACACUCGAGGACGGAUGGCAUCCAGAUGCCGUAUGGCGACGUGCUGCUCCACACCGGUGACUUCACUGAACUCGGCCUCCCGUCUGAGGUGAAGAAAUGUAACGACUGGUUAGGAAGUCUGCCCUACGAGUACAAAGUGGUCAUCGCCGGGAACCACGAGCUGACGUUCGACAAGGACUUCAUGGCCGACCUGGUCAAGCAGGACUACUACCGCUUCCCCUCAGUGUCCAAGCUGCGGCCCGAGGACUUUGAUAACGUUCAGUCUCUGCUCACGAACUGCAUCUACCUGCAGGACUCCGAGGUCACGAUCAAAGGCUUCAGGAUAUACGGGACCCCAUGGACGCCCUGGUUUAAUGGAUGGGGUUUUAACUUGCCUCGUGGUCAGUCUUUGUUGGACAAGUGGAACCAGAUCCCUGAGGACAUCGACAUCCUCAUGACUCACGGGCCUCCUUUGGGGUUCAGAGACUGGGUUCCAAAGGAGCUCCAGAGGGUGGGCUGUGUGGAGUUACUCAACACGGUACAGAGACGGGUCCGACCCAAACUUCACGUGUACGGCGGGAUCCAUGAAGGUUAUGGCCUUAUGACAGACGGAUAUACGACGUUCAUCAACUCGUCUACGUGUACAGUCAGUUUCCAGCCCACCAACCCACCCAUCGUAUUCGACCUUCCCAACCCAGGAAGCUCGUGAAAUUAAUCCUGCUCCCCCCUUUGUUUUUUUUUUUUUCUCUUUUUUUUUCUACUCUCCAACUCUUCUUAUCUUUAAAGUAAUGGUCUUUUGUACUGCUUGUAUUUAAAAAAAACAAAACAAAAAAAACAAAAAAAAAAACGAAUGCAUGAAUAUGUAAUAUUUUUUAAAAAUUCAGAUCAUACCAUUUAAAUAAUGAUUUGCUGGAAAACAAAAAAAAAAAGAAGAAAAAUUCCAAAUUCAUAUUUAUGGUUCAUUUGUAUCGGUUGCCUUGUUCAGUUUGUUUUAGUCUGUAUCUAAAGUGCAUUAUAAGGUACCAUAAGAGGCUCAGCAAUACAUCUUUUCACAAACUUUUUGUUUGUUUGUUUGUUUCUCCUGCAUAAGACAUUGAUUUAAGGAUUGAAGUUGCUUGACUAUUUCCCAGGAUGCUUUGCGGUUCUAUUUAUCGCUUCAAUCAAAACAUCAAUCCGGCUCAAGACAUUUUAUUUCGACUGGAAAAUUCAUGGGAGGGGAAAAUAAAUGGCUGAAGUUUCACGAGGUACUUUGCUGAAAAAUCUAUAACAUCUCCGUUUAAAGUUGUAUUUAUUAUUUUUUAUUCCUGCAGUGCUCCAAAACUAUUUUGCGACAAAGCGGCCUCUGUAGGUGGCAUUUUUAAGUCGCCUGAAAUCCGGGAAGACGUUAUGGUUUGAGUAAGGAAUCAGAAAAACCUGACAGAAAUAUAAAUGUAUACAGUAAUGCGAAAAAAAAAAAAAAUCAAAGUUUGGACAAUUGCUUUGACAUUUGGAAAAUUAUAUAAUAAUAAUAUUAAUAAUGGCACCUGUUCUGGAUUGUGUUAGUUGAACCUUGAUAGCGCUUUGUUUUUUUUUUUUUUGUUUUUUUUUGCCUUCUUUACCUUCAGAGGCUCUUGUUCUACAAUGGCGAUAAAUUGUACAAAUCCUUUUUUUUAACCAAGCCAAACUUAAAUGUCGCUUCAGUAAGGAGCUGGAAAAAAAAAAAAGAAAUCUUUGCAGCUGCUUUGAGCCCAUGGUUAUUAUUACGGUUACGGUUUACUUUCUCAUCUCCACCUGGUGGAACGUGUUGUGUUUGUUGUACGUCGCGCAGAAAGGCUGAGAAAAGAAAAAAAAAAAACAGCUCUAUAUAUUGCCAUGAUGUCAUUGGUGCCAUUUGUAAAUGCCUUGUUUCUAUGUUUAUGAGACUUUUUUUUUUCUUAAUUCAUCGUGUCAUUUAGCUGACUUUAUAUGCAAAUAAAACACCUGCAAGAUUUUUAUCCCA
This is a messenger RNA of Silurus meridionalis, 2758 nucleotides long. RefSeq names its product metallophosphoesterase domain containing 2b (gene mpped2). Gene Ontology annotation, molecular function: hydrolase activity. The transcript has 7 exons. The record is from RefSeq and is a predicted model, not a curated record. NCBI's taxonomy places the organism in Eukaryota, Metazoa, Chordata, Actinopteri, Siluriformes, Siluridae. Bases 584 to 1489 code for a protein of 301 amino acids.